Messenger RNA from Dalotia coriaria, 2889 nucleotides. Its product is annotated as prion-like-(Q/N-rich) domain-bearing protein 25. The coding region runs from base 420 to 1283 and encodes 287 amino acids. The record is from RefSeq and is a predicted model, not a curated record. Lineage: Eukaryota; Metazoa; Arthropoda; Insecta; Coleoptera; Staphylinidae. The transcript has 7 exons.
UGCAUGUUUUUCAUGUUUAAACAGCAAAAAAGAAACUUUUGUGAAUAACCAACGUAAAUAUCAUAUCACCAAUGUUUACAUCAACGAAAUGGCGAAUUAUUCGUGUAAAGAAGCAGCAAACACCAUGAAACAUCCUUGAACACUCAACAGCAACAGAAAUAACUUGUAAAUAACAAUGCAAUAUUAACUCUCAAAAGUGCAUUGUAUUGCCAUCUACACUACACUACUCCAACUUCAUCUUUACUCCGCAAGAUGUCACUACCUAUCCGGUUAUUAUCACAAAUCUGCUGCAAAAUAAAAUCACAAAUCUUUCUUCUUAUCAAAAACACGUUGUGAUCUUCAGUCACGUUUUAUGCACCAAGUGCACCAUUUGUUCUGUUUAAUUUAGUCUGUAGUCUGUACUCUGUAAAUUAUUUAAAAUGUCUGCGCAAUUUAUUCGUAUAAUUUUAAUGUUAAUCUUUGCAUUUGCUUGUGCAACGGGUGAAAAACGCACAAAAACCGAUAUUCCAUGCGUUUCCGAACGCGAAUGUAAUAUGAACCACUUAAGAAACAGUGAGAACGAUGUGUCCUCGGCGUGCGUCGAUAAUUAUUGCGAGUUUAUCAUGAAAGAUUCGCGUAUAAACGCACCGGAAAUGCGUGUGGUGACCAUUUUAGACGGGCGGUGCUAUUUUAACGAAGAAUGCAACAUUGAUGGCGCUGUUUGUGAAGAAAACCUGUGCACAUGUGCGAAUCACACUGUUUCAUCCUACAAUAAGAGGAAAUGUUUAAUAGAAGCUAAAGAGAUUGGCGAUGCAUGCGUGGAAGACAUCCAAUGCAACUUUCCUCAAACCGCGUGUAGAGCAGGCAGAUGCGAUUGUUUUGCUGGUUUCGGCAUAGAUUUGGAACAAGAAGACAAAACACAAUGCAAAGAAUUAAAUGGUAUAGGUUAUGUCUGUCAAAAAGACACUGAUUGUGAAGUGGAACACACAAAAUGCAACACAAACAAAACCUGUGAUUGCAUCGAUGGAUAUUCCGCAUAUCAAAAGGAAUGCUACGAAAUCAGCGUGACGUAUCUGUCAAAAUGUGAUAGUGACAUUCAAUGUCAACACACGCUGGGGCCGGACGCCAUUUGCAUCAAUCGCACAUGUCACUGCCAAGCAAAGCAUAUUUUCAGCGUUUUGAAGAAUAAAUGCAUCGCACCAUUGAUUCCAAAUGGAUUUAAUGAUGGAAUUUCAACAUAUAAUCACGGUUUUUACCUGUUUCCAUGGUUUUCAUCUUUAUUAAUGCUCCAAAUGUUCAAUUAGUAACGAUUUUAAUCUCAUCUUGCUCGAUUUAUAUCAAUAAAUAUACCCAAUCUGUCAUUUUCUAAGAAUUUGUGUUUCACUCGUUCAUGAACGUAAUUUAGGAUGUGUGAUGUGAUAAUACACACACAUUAGUCAUUACCCACCUAUCGUUAUCAUUUCUUAUCUCUACGUUUUCACCAGUUACGUGUUUGGAGGUUUAAGCAAUCACCGAACAAGUGCGUGUGACUGCAUACGCAAACUAUCGACGAAAUUUUACUUCUAAAACAAAAAUUUACGUUUCUAACUGUAAAAAAUUAUAAAAACUAAGUAAAAACAUAAAUUUUGUAUAUUUUUAUGUAACGAUGUGUUAACUAGAGACACUUUUGUGAGAAAUACAAUGGAAUAUGAGAUAUUCAUCGAAAAAAACUCAAAAUAUCUUAAAAUGUUGUUCAUAUUGUUAAUAAUUACUCAAACAAUAUGUGUUUAUGCACAACAAGAUCAAAGUUUAGCCAGAAAAAUUGUAAGUUACCAGACGUGUAAACUAGACGCAGAUUGCAAGAUAAGUCAUAGUUAUUGUGAUGGCAACAGUGCAACAACAAACGGCUUGUGUAAAUGUGAAGAAGGAUUUAUUAUUAUUCGUAGUCGACAGUCAUUUGAUUGUGUCACACCUGCUGCUAGUGUUGAUUCUGAAUGUACCUACGAUGAACAAUGUGAAUUAGCACUCGGGAAACACGCCGAAUGUGAUGAAAGAAAGAAAUGCAAUUGUAUGCCACACGCGCAUUUCGUCAAAAGUAAAAAUUCAUGUUUUUCUACUUCAAGACUUAAUGAAACAUGUUUAUCAGAUGAUAAUUGUAUCCCAAAUCAUCCGAGUGAUAAAGUUUUCUGCACAAAUGGACGUUGUACAUGCGGAUUAAAACAAGCACCGAAUUCAGCUGGGAAAUGUGUUGUUGUGCGUAGAUUAGGCGAAGAAUGUAACAAUGAUGAUGCCUGCCUGUCAAUGAAUGCAGUUUGUAGAGUUACUUGCACCUGUAGAGUUGGUUAUGUCCUUGAAACGGACGAACGUUACUGUUUGAAAGCCGCUGAUAAAUUAUUCGAUGCCUGCACGCAGGAAUCACAAUGUCAGGAGUAUUUCCAGCAUUCGGAAUGCGUGCGUGGACGUUGUCAAUGCAAAACACAGUAUCAUCAAUAUGGAAAUAACUGUUAUAGUCCGAGUAAAAUCGGUUCGCUUUGUCGACACAAAGGUGAAUGUAUUACGAGUCCGGACCUGGAGGGACGCGUCGACUGUAUAAACUCGAUUUGUUUAUGCAAAUCGGGAUUGAAUUCGUUGUCAUGCGGGGAUAUUUCUGCUACGAGUCGAUUGCGAAAUUAUCAAGAGAUGCAAGUUAUUGCGUUGUUAUUCAGCACGUUUAUAUUUUUAUUGAUAUAAUUAAGUUUUUACAAGUGUAAAAUGUAAGUUUUAAGGUUAUUAUAGUCUACAGUAAAAGCAUGACUGUAUGGUGGGUUGCCUACAGUUAGAGAAACGCACAAGUUUAGAGUAAUUGAGCCAGCAAUGUACAAGAUAUAAAUAUAAUCGUAAAUUAUAAUUUAUUAAUUGCUACAUGCAAUAAACAUGGAGUUUUGACAUUUA